Molecule: messenger RNA, 3465 nt
Organism: Oncorhynchus tshawytscha (Chinook salmon)
Lineage: Eukaryota; Metazoa; Chordata; Actinopteri; Salmoniformes; Salmonidae
Product: myotubularin-related protein 4
Exons: 4
Coding region: 127-1413 (428 amino acids)
Molecular function (GO): metal ion binding
Source: RefSeq, a predicted model, not a curated record
CCACCUGCUUGGAAGGGCCAACUACCGGCAGCUGUUCUGAAUGGGCCUAUCACCAAUGGCCUCCAGAACAGCCACUCAGUGUCUGCAGAGCUGCCGGCCCUCGAGCAGCUAGUUCCUCUAUUCUCUAUGGCCAUGGAAGACUCCACAGAGACCCUCACAGACAAAGCAGAGGCCCCACCAACACUGCCCCAGAGCAGGAGAGAAAGUCUGGGCCAGACCCAGGCCCCAGAGUGGGCCUUACCCCAGGCCCAGACCCAUGCCCAGGGAGCGGAGAGAGAAGGGAAGAGGACAGAGGUUGUAAGUGGUAGAGAGCUGGUGCCUCUGAGAGAAUGUGUAGUAGCAGUACCAACAGUAGCAAUGGCCUCCGCAUCUACAGUGCCCCCUGUUGACAACAGCCAGGUAGUGGCAGUGCGACACCCGGUCUCCCAGAGCCAACUGAGUGUCAGUGAGGAGCUGUCUCUCCUGGGCUCCCACUGGGAGAGUGUCCAGGGCCUGGUCCAGUCUGGCCUCCCAGCCAAUCUCUCCUCAGGUCUCUGUCGGGCCCUCCAGCCCACCGCCUACCAGAGUCGACGCCUGGCUGGCAAGCUGCUCCGUGCCCAGGGCAUGGCCGUGUCCAACGGGUUGCCUAACGGGGGUUCGCAGUGCUGCCGCAGGGAGAAGGAGGAAAGGGUCCGUGGCCCGGCCCCAGCCAGCUCCAGCCCAGUCCAGUCAGGGUCAGGCUGGCUCUCUGCAGUCAGAAGCAGCUCAGGCUAUGCUGCCAUCUGCAGUCAAACCAGCACCAGCACUCCACCCACCUCUUCAACCCGCCAGUUCUUACCAGCCUCUCCCUUCUCCCCGCCCUCCCCGGCCUACCUGGAUGAUGACGGGCUGCCGGUGCCCAUGGACGCGGUGCAGCAGCGUCUCAGGCAGAUCGAGGCGGGAUAUAAACAGGAAGUGGAAGUGCUGAGGAGACAGGUGCGCCAGCUGCAGAUGAGGCUGGAGAGACAGUACGGCAUGCCGCCCUCUGAGCCUGACGUCAACUACGAGGACAACAUUACGUGUUUGCGUGAGUCAGACGACAGUGACGAGGAGGAAAGUCUGUCGGAUCACAGCGAGGACUGCUUCUCCGAGGGCAGCUGGGACAGAGUAGACCAGAAGGACACAGAGGUCACCAGGUGGGUGCCCGAUCACAUGGCCUCCCAUUGUUUCAACUGUGACUGUGAGUUCUGGAUGGCCAAGCGACGACAUCACUGCAGGAACUGUGGCAAUGUGUUCUGUAAAGACUGCUGCCACCUGAAGUUGCCCAUCCCAGACCAGCAGCUGUACGACCCUGUCUUAGUGUGUAACGUCUGCUAUGACCUGCUGCUGGAAGCUAGGAACAGAGAGAUCUGCAGCCAGCAGCUCAAGAAGCCCAUCGCCACAGCCUCCAGCUGAGAGACAGGAGAUAAAGCCCCUUACUGAGUGUCCCAGUCCUGGCUCAGUCUGGCCUGGCCUAGUUCAGUUUGGCCCGGUUAGAACCUGGAUCAGCACCUUCUUGGAUCAGCUUGAGCCAUGUGCCCUGCUCCUUACUACCCUAACAUGGUCUGGUCUUGGCUGUGUGGGAAGAUGAGGAGGACUUGUGGUUGCUCUGUGGCAGGGAGGCGAAGCUUGAGAAUGGAGAGAGGCCACUGACCACUGGGGAUGAGAGACUGACUGAGGAGUGGAAGAAGAUAGGGCAUGACAGUGAAUUAACUGAAUGAGGGAGAUGGAAGAGUUGUUAUGGAGGCUAUCCCACUGAGUUGAACCCCUUUUGUCUAACACAUUUCCAGCCUGGAAGGAAGGCUGCAGCAUCCUGCUGUCCUGCCCUGGGGCUAUUGUUCUCCACUGGUGCCUCAGAUACCCCCUGAUGCCCCAUGCCACCCCCCUGCUCCUGUAGCUCCAUCUCAAACCUACCUGAAUGUCCUCCCCCAUUCUAGAGCAUCCCUCUCACACACACACAUACACACACACACACACACACACACACCUACUCGUCUCCAAUGACAAUCUCUCGCCCUCCCAAGUGUUGGGGACUCCAAAGCCUUUACCUGUUAAAUGGAGGCAGAUGACAACUUUAACGAGAAAAAGAAAAAAUGCUGCUACAGUAUUUAAGUCUAAUUUUGUAUUCUUAUUCCUUUUGUGCACUGCAAGCUGUUUGUGUAUUUAAGGGAAUUUGAGACCAAACUCGAGCGAAAGGGAGAAAUCUGCUGUUUACUUGCUGUUGUAUCUUUUUGUGGAGCUUGAAUGUAAAUGUUAGAAAUGAAAUGGACAAGUGUGUUGGAGUAACUGGAAGACUUACGGUAAUAUUUGAUUAUGCGGUAACACUUGACACCCAGCACCAGUUGUGACAUAUAUUGUGUUAUUUUAUGGCUGGUUAUGACACCUACAUAAGAGUAAAAACACACAAAAACCUACCACAGUAGUUAUUUUAUGGCUGGUUAUGACACCUACAUAAGAGUAAAAACACACAAACCUACCACAGUAGUUAUUUUAUGGCUGGUUAUGACACCUACAUAAGAGUAAAAACACACAAAACCUACCACAGUCGUUAUUUUAUGGCUGGUUGUGAUGUUAUGUAUAUUUUUUUAAGUUGACUAUAUUUAAUGAACAUUGUAAUUUCGCACACAUUGAUGUCAGACAUGCACCUAACCCAAUGCUGAUGACUGGAUGAAUUCAGGAGAAGAUUUCAGGAGCAGGACAAAGACACCCUCUUUUUGACUGAUUUAAAGGGGAUGUAAAAUGAGCCUAUCUGGCUUAUAUGAUUAUGAUGGUCAUAAUGCUUCUUGACAGUGUCAUAAAGUGUAUUUUCUCAGUCCAAGUAAAGUGACACAGGGUGGCCGUAAUGCUUCAUGACAGUGAUGAUGAUGAAAAAUAACAUGACUGGAAAGAAUUAAUUACAACCUCAAAGGUUUCAAGAAACAAACAUUCAAACGAAAGGAAACAUCUUGUCAGGGAAAAAAGUAUACUUUUUUUUUUAGUUGUGACACUUAUGUAGGUGUCAUAACCAGUCAUCAAAUAACGAAACAGAUGUCACGACAGGUGUAAAUAUAUGGGUCAUGACAGUGUUAUGACCAUGUUAUGACAAGUGUUACCGUUUAUGUUAAUGCACAUUAGGUGGGUUGUGUACUUUUUCAUUCCUGCAAUGUGUCAUUUAAAAAGAAUAAUAAUAUGCACAGUUAAUGUGGUUCUGCUUUCAUCAAUGCUAUUCUCAAGUCCUGUCACAACUGUUUUAACAUUAGAGGUACCCCACUAUUUGUAUCGAGAAAGGUUUAUAACAGAUAAAUAAUUGUCGUUCGGACAUGCACCUGAUCAGAGGAGUCUUAAAAAAUGAUAAUAGAAUGGCUAACCAUCCAGACAAGGAAAGUUGUUUCCGCGUUUCCAAAUAGAGGGUUUUAUGCAAUGUUGUCAUAGAGUAUGACUUGAAAGAUCACUAGAAAGAACUUGAUGGCUGUUAGCUGAUGGGAGAGG